AUGAGCCCAGAUCUGCUGAUCGGCAUGGAUAACGUGAAUGACAAGAAGGAGGACUACAAGACCUUCUACAUGAAGUCCAAGUACCGGCAGGACACCUACCAGGUGAUGAAGCACAUGAAGAUCUCUGCCUCCUUGGAUAAGGGGACUCCUAACAUGGAGAAGUGGAAUUCCCGCGUGAAGAAGGAGAUGAAUGACUGGUUGGCCUUGUACCGACGGCAGAAUCUCUCCGUGGGCAGGCAGAGCUAUUACUCGCUGUACUCCGCCAUCAACACCUUGGCCUCGCACUUUACCUCCUAUGGCCCAAAGUUCCCGUUCCCCAACAAGCGGAGGCCUCGCUUCUACGAGCUCUGCAACCAAGUUGAGAAGUACCUGGAGAAGGGCAAGUGA
Molecule: messenger RNA, 387 nt
Organism: Symbiodinium natans
Lineage: Eukaryota; Dinophyceae; Suessiales; Symbiodiniaceae
Source: the annotation of a GenBank genome assembly